Messenger RNA from Orussus abietinus, 1490 nucleotides. It is a transcript of the gene Fibp, whose product is annotated as acidic fibroblast growth factor intracellular-binding protein. The record is from RefSeq and is a predicted model, not a curated record. Lineage: Eukaryota; Metazoa; Arthropoda; Insecta; Hymenoptera; Orussidae. The transcript has 6 exons. Gene Ontology annotation, cellular component: nucleus. Bases 70 to 1170 code for a protein of 366 amino acids.
CGUACCUCCCGGUUCGAUGGGAGAAGUUUCGCGUCUUGAACCUGUACCCGUGUCGACGUACCUUCGAUCAUGCUUUCCGAGGUUGACGUUUUUAUAAGCAAUUACACCCUCGUCGAUCCAGAGGUUUAUCAGCUUUGGGUAGAUGGAUACUCGUCCAGCGAUGCCGUCAAUAUCUUACACCAAAGAGGAAUUUGUUAUCAGACGAAUGCUCCGAUCGAAUUGGUUGCUUCCGACGUUUUGGACCACUAUCGUACUUAUUGCCUUUUGGAGAGAUUGCUCCAAGCUCCGACGAAGCUAGCGAGCGAACAGCUAUCGUUUCAGAUAGAACCACAGACGGCUCGUAUGCUCAUCGAAAUGUAUUACGAGUUCGAUGACUCGGUCGUGCGAGAAUUACUCGGUAAGAAGCUGACUUCGAAAAGCAGAAAGGAUUUGGACGAAGUAGCCGAGAAAACCGGCGUGACUUUGAAGAGCUGUCGCAGGCAGUACGAUAAUGUCAAGAGAAUCUUUAAGGUCGUCGAAGAUUUACCAGGUUCUUUGGUCACCAACAUCGGACAACAUUUCCUUCUGCCCGAAGACUUAGCCAAGAGAUAUGCCGCGGUAGUGUUCAUAGCGUGUCUUCGAUUUGAAAUGAAUAAAAGGAAGUUGCAGUUUUUAACGUUUCCUGAUCUGUACCAUUGCGCGUACAGUAUGAUGUCUUCGUGGACUUACCGCUAUACCGGGUCGGAAUAUUUUGAUACAGAUUUAGAUAGAGAAUUUUUAUUGGAACUGCCCGAAUGCAAAAUAUUAUUGGAGAACGAUAAACAUCAUAAACACUUGGUCUGCAUAAAAUUAAAGCCUACGCUCCUGGAACGUUCGUAUCAAGAAUUGGAUGUGAAUUUUCGAUCCUACUCGCGAGCAAUUCUGGGAAUAGGUUGUAAUUUGCAUCGAUCGAGAGAACUCAGAUUCUUUUUCUUGGAACUGGUGGAGCGGUGUAUCGAACCUUGGCGCCAAGUAAAUUGGUCCCAUGCCGACCUUCGAAACUUCUUGGCAGCCUAUACUCAGUGCGCACUAGACAUGGAUGUACUUAGGUGCUCUUCAUUUUCCAUUUUCAGAGAAGGUGAUUUACGAGACGUAUUUGAACGUUACAUGAAAGUAGUCACGAGUUGUCUUCUACGCAUGUAUCAUACGUGAUUUACCGUCAAAUUGGAAGCAUGGAACCAGUUAUAACGCAAAUCACUGGGACCCAGAGAAUGACUUGAUAAAUGUAUCACGAUUUAUUCGCCCCCCUUUAUAAAUAAUUAAUAAGCAAAUGCAGUGGUGACAUGCUAUCGAUAUUAAGUGAAUUUGGCACGACUUAAUUGUUAAAAAAGAAACAACCUGGAGAUAUAAAGAAAAAUAGGUAAACCAUGGUUAGAAACCGAAUCCCGUAAACCUGUGGGAACUAUGUUAGAAUUGAUUAAUUCAAAUCAAUUAACGACGAUGCAGAGAAUAAAUAACAUUUGACCCUCGAA